Ctenopharyngodon idella (grass carp) is the source of this 3553-nucleotide messenger RNA. RefSeq names its product LIM domain kinase 2 (gene limk2). Bases 283 to 2238 code for a protein of 651 amino acids. NCBI's taxonomy places the organism in Eukaryota, Metazoa, Chordata, Actinopteri, Cypriniformes, Xenocyprididae. Gene Ontology annotation, cellular component: cytoplasm; nucleus. The transcript is spliced from 16 exons. The record is from RefSeq and is a predicted model, not a curated record. Gene Ontology annotation, biological process: protein phosphorylation; actin cytoskeleton organization. Gene Ontology annotation, molecular function: protein binding; ATP binding; protein serine/threonine kinase activity.
UGCAAACGCUCCUGUUUCAGGUGAUUCUGUUUGAUCCCUUCCGGUCUCCGUACAUUUCUGUGUUAUGACGUCAUCUGGUUGGACGAGAGAGAAACUCUGAACUUGCUACGAAACUUCAUGAAACUGUGUUUCUCCCUCAACUUUCAGCUGGAUUUACUCUGUGGGUUUUACACAUGGAUCAGAAAUUGAGCAUCGCUGAUAUGCGGCGUGUGAACUUCAGACUUUUCUGGAUCAGCAUGUGAGCUUGAACAAAUAAUAUCAUUAAAUCAGAGCAGAGAGGACAUGGACGAACGAGAAGAUCUGACGGAGCGCGCGUGCACGGGCUGUGGCGGGAUGAUUCAGGAUGCGUUUCAUGUGAAGGUUCUUCAAGAUGCCUGGCACAACUCAUGCUUUCAGUGUUCUGUGUGCUUUGAUCUCCUGACAAACUGGUACUUUGAGAAAGAGGGGAGGCUGUACUGUCACAAACACUACUGCGAGAAGUUUGGAGAGUUGUGCCAUGGUUGCUCGCUGCUUAUGACAGGACCUGCUAUGGUGGCAGGAGACUAUAAAUACCACCCUGAAUGCUUUGUGUGUUUGAGCUGCAGGGUAGUGAUUGAGGAUCAGGAUACCUAUGCCUUAGUGGAACGUACCAAACUUUACUGUGGUAAAUGCUACAAGCAGGUGGUCCUGACACCGAUGUUGGAGAAGCGUGGUUUGGCCGACUCUCCAACAGACCUGCUCCCUCACACAGUGACUCUGGUAUCCAUGCCUUCUGCCACCAAUGGUAAAAGGGGCUUCUCUGUCAGCGUGACUAGAGACUGCACCAGUGCCACAGCCAGUGUCCAAGUCAAAGAGGUCAGAGGGAUGCAUAUUAGUCCAGAGGUUCGGAACGCCAUCCAUGUUGGGGACCGAAUCCUGGAGAUCAAUGGACUCCCGGUGUCAGCUUUGAUGGAGGAGGAGGUGGAGGACCUCAUCCAUCGGACCAGUCAGACACUGCAGCUGUUGAUGGAAUAUGAUCCAGUAAGACAGCGUCUGGACCGACUGCGCCUGGGCACUUCCUGCAAUCAGCUUGGUGUCCCUGCAGCCUCCCGUAUGCGUCUUUCCUCCCAGGCAGAUGCUGAGAUUGAGCGGAGUGACACAGUGGACAAUAGGACGUUAAAGAGGAGGUCCCUCAGACGUAGCAACAGCACCUGCAAGUCUCCAGUCUCUUCAUCUCCUAAGGACCCUCCAGUUCUGACUCGAGAUAUUGGGCGUUCUGAAUCCCUCCGCUCUCCUUCCAGCUGGUCCCACCGUAUCUUCCGUCCCUGUGACCUCAUCCAUGGAGAAAUCCUUGGAAAAGGCUUCUUUGGACAGGCAAUCAAGGUGACCCAUAAAGCCACAGGUGAGAUUAUGGUCAUGAAGGAGCUGAUCCGCUGUGAUGAAGAGACACAGAAAACGUUCCUAAAGGAGGUAAAAGUGAUGAGAAGUCUUGAUCAUCCACACGUUUUGAAGUUCAUUGGGGUUUUAUACAAGGACAAGCGGCUUAAUCUGAUAACAGAGUUCAUUGAGGGAGGCACUCUGAAGGAUUUUAUCCGUGACACGGACUCAUUCCCAUGGGAACAGAGAGUUAGUUUUGCAAAGAGCAUUGCAUCUGGAAUGGCAUAUCUGCAUUCAAUGAGCAUCAUACAUCGAGAUCUGAACUCUCACAACUGCCUGAUCAAACUGGACAACACCGUUGUGGUGGCAGAUUUUGGUCUGUCUCGUCUAAUCAUGGAGGAAAAGGUCAAGCAGCCACCCCCCGACAAACCAACCAAUAAGAAAAGGCUGUUUAGACGCAUUGACCGUAAGAAACGCUACACUGUGGUGGGGAACCCGUACUGGAUGGCCCCAGAAAUGCUCAAUGGUAAACGCUAUGAUGAGAAGGUGGAUAUUUUCUCUUUUGGCAUUGUACUUUGUGAGAUUAUUGGUCAAGUUUAUGCAGAUCCAGAGUGUCUUCCGAGAACGCUGGAUUUUGGGCUUAAUGUGCGAAAAUUCAUAGAGAAAUUUCUUCCUGAGCACUGUCCUCCUGCUUUCUUUGCAUUGGCUGUGGCUUGUUGUGACCUCGCCCCUGACAACCGGCCUGCUUUUCAGAAGUUGGAGGACUGCUUUGAGGCAUUAACUCUGAAUCAAGAGUUGAAUAUCCCUCUGCCUGCUGAACUGGAUGAACUUCAGCAGAAGUUUUUAAGAACUUAUGGACCCAGUGAAAUUGCCUCUGAAAACCAGGAAAACAACAGGGACUAAUCCAGUGGCAGCACAGGCUGAGAUAUGGGCUGGAUCUUUUUUUUUUUCUUUCUUUUUUUUUAAAUGAGUUUACAGAACUGAAUCAAAGCGUUUACCUUGGGUUUGCAUAUUGGGAACAUGCUCAUGCUGGUGUUCCUUGGAGAGAUCUGUCUCAACACACAGAACUUUGAGGGCAUUCUAGAACUGCAAAGAGUUCUAGGCAAAGUUCUGUUGAGGGAACAGAUACAUUUCAGUGACUAUGAGCUUCUUGUUGCUUCUGUCUAAUUUGGAUGGUUUAGUUAUGAUUUAACCAUGUUGCUCAAUCCUUUACGCCUACCACUAGUUAAGUUAUCAUAGAUUUCCUUGAUCAAGUUUCCCGCAAUUGUCAGAUUAAUGAAAAUUUGAGACCACAAAAUUAACGCACAAUAAAAUUUUGGGGAGAAAUGUACUUGAUUGUCAUGAAAAUGUCACAGUAAGUAUUUUACAAAUAGGGUGAAAUGUGACUUGGACAUGUUUUCAAAUUACAGCCUAAAUAAUAUGGAAAGUUCUAUUCAAAUGACAUGAACUCUAGGAAUGUAUGUAAAUCAAGCAUUGUUGGACCACAUCGCCCCCUGCAGGUAGUUGUGCUUAUGUACACUCAAUCCCUAGAUUGUUUCUGUAUUACUAGCACUUGAGGUCCUGACAUCUGUAACUCUAUAAUCCAAAGACAGAAAGCGAUGAAACUGUUAUGAAAGGAAGUAGCACGCUUCUGAUAUGCUUUCCAAUAUGUGGUUUCUUGGAAAUGCUUCUUAUAUUGUAGUUCGUUCCUGGUACAUCAGCUAUUUAAAAACUGGAGUUGUCUGUUCCGCUGUCAUGGGCUUAACUUUUAAAUAUAUCAUGACAGGGCAAGAAUAUUUUUUUUCUCUGUAUCAAAACCUGCUCUGGAGUUGUAUUCUCCAAGUGAAAUGAUAAGUGAGAUCGUAAUGCUGGAUCUUGACCGGCCGUUUCUAAGAGUUUUGAGCUCGUUACUGAAACAGGCUAUAAUCAAAAUAUCUGCAGUCGCAGAAUUUAACAAGUGACGGUUUGUGAGGAUGUUUGAAAAUGAAUGUCAUCCUCACUUUGAUCACAAAUGUUUAAAUUAAAACUGGAUAUAUUUUUCAUCUUUGUAUAGAUUGGAUGUCGUGUUGGGAUAAUGUGGAUUUGUAGUAUGCUUAUGUUUGUAGAAUGUGAAAAGCUGUGCAAGAGCAUUUUUCUAAUCUUAUGUCAAUGGUACUGACAUGUAUAAAAUUGUAACCACUACUUGUACGCCACAGGAUUUCUUACACUAAUGUUUCAUGAAUAAAGAUGGAAUAAAGUA